Aspergillus wentii DTO 134E9 is the source of this 1578-nucleotide messenger RNA. RefSeq lists its product as uncharacterized. Gene Ontology annotation, molecular function: carbohydrate:proton symporter activity. The record is from RefSeq and is a predicted model, not a curated record. The transcript is spliced from 3 exons. NCBI's taxonomy places the organism in Eukaryota, Fungi, Ascomycota, Eurotiomycetes, Eurotiales, Aspergillaceae. Gene Ontology annotation, cellular component: membrane. The coding region runs from base 1 to 1578 and encodes 525 amino acids. Gene Ontology annotation, biological process: transmembrane transport; carbohydrate transport.
AUGGUCGCUGCCGGCGUGAUGACCUCUCCUGGUGAGAAUGCAUACGCUUCUAUUCCCAAUAAUACGAUGGGGGAAUGGACCAAGGAUAAAGGCCUCCGCCGUCUCAACUUGGGCGUUUGCCUGAUGUUCGCAUCAGCCGCUGCCAAUGGUUACGAUGGCAGUUUGAUGAACGGUCUUUUGACCUUGCCCAUGUUCUUGACAAACCUGGGUGAGAAUAUCGACUCCAACACCCUCGGCUUAAUCAUUGCAGGUAUCUCCCUCGGGGGUACUCCAACCUUCAUUCCCGCAUCCUACUUCGCCGACCAUGUCGGGCGCAAGAAAUGUGUGGCACUUGGCUCAGUUCUGAUGAUCGUGGCCGGUAUUGUUCAAGCGGCGACUUCUGGCCAGUGGGCCUUUUUUGGCACUCGGAUAAUGAUGGGUGUUGGCUUGGGUUUCUCGCAAACGGCCGCCCCUCCACUUAUAACGGAGAUUGCCCACCCCCGUCAUCGCGGUACAAUCACAGCUGCUUUCCAGACGAUCUGGUACUGGGGUUCUAUUCUGGCUGCUGCCGUGACUUUGGGUACUCUUUAUGUUAACAACAACAGCAGUUGGUCCUGGAGAGCCCCUUGCUUAUUGCAAGUUGUGUUUCCUGCUCUUCAACUUCUUGGUCUUUGCAUUGUCCCGGAAAGCCCAAGGUGGCUGGUAUCCAAGGACCGGAAGGAAGAGGCUCUUCAGAUACUGGCUCGGUACCACGCCAAUGGGGACACAUCUGACCCCCUCGUGCAGUUUGAAUUCCGCGAAAUUUGUGAGGCCAUUGGGCAGGCGAAGGCCAUGGCUCACAAAAGUGGCUGGGCUGAGUUCAUUGAGACCAAGGGAGCGCGCCACCGUUUGGUGAUUUGUAUCCUGGUUGGGUUCAUGAUCCAGUGGGCUGGUAAUGGCGUUGUAUCCUACUACUUGGCACCCAUUCUCAAAACCAUCGGCAUCACCAACUCUAGCGAGCAGGCCGGUAUCAAUCUCGGACUCCAGGUGUGGAACGCAAUGUGCGCAGCUGGGGGUGCCAUCGCAGCAGAGAAACAUGGCCGACGGCCGCUCUGGAUGGUCUCAACCAUGCUCAUGCUUUUGUUCUUGUCCAUCGUGACGGCAUUCUCGGCCGUCUUCGUUGGACGGGGAAUCAAAGCAGCUGGAGGCGUGGUCGUUGCAUUUUUGUUCUUGUUCUUCGGUUCGUAUGACAUUGCCUAUACACCUCUUUCCAUUGCAUACCCGGUCGAGAUCCUCCCCUUCCACCUGCGUGCAAAGGGCUUGUCCCUCAACCUCACCGUUACCUUUGCCACGGGCUUCCUUAAUCAAUACGUCAACCCCAUCGCCUUUGACGCCAUCAAGUGGAAAUUCUAUUUGGUGUAUGUCGGUCUGUUGAUCUGGUUCUUGGGUAUUAUCUACUUUGUCUUUCCGGAGACCAAGGGCCGCACCCUCGAAGAAAUUGCCAUCGUCUUUGACGGCGCGGCGGGAGAGAUGGAGGCGAGGAGAGAUCUGGUAGCUGUUUCAGCGGCUGGGGCUAAUCCAAAGGAGCCGUUGAAGGCUGACGUGGAGCAUUUUGUAUGA